Molecule: messenger RNA, 1328 nt
Organism: Nicotiana attenuata
Lineage: Eukaryota; Viridiplantae; Streptophyta; Magnoliopsida; Solanales; Solanaceae
Product: protein YIPF6 homolog
Exons: 3
Coding region: 163-990 (275 amino acids)
Biological process (GO): endoplasmic reticulum to Golgi vesicle-mediated transport
Cellular component (GO): trans-Golgi network; membrane
Source: RefSeq, a predicted model, not a curated record
GUAUACAAUACAACAUUCACAUUUCCCUGCAUUUACAACUCAGCCAGACUCCAACACGCAACCCCGCCUUCCCCGUCUCCGAUCACCUUUUUCCCCCGUUCCCCACUCCAGUGCCUGAAUCUGUUGCAUUUCUCCUCUCAGAAUCUGCAAAUCUGACAAAAAAUGUCACAAGGAGACACAAUACCUCUUAACUCCACAUCCCAAUCGGACAUUGAUGAAAUCGAAAACCUCAUCUAUUCCCAUCCUUCUACUGUCCUUCCAGCUCGCCCUCCUUCUCCUCCUCGUGCUGCCAUCCCUGUUUCUUCUUCUCCUUUCAUGCCUUCCAAUCUCCGCCCUCCACCUCCCCCUACCGCCAAUCAGAAGCCGACACAUGUCCCUUCCGUUCCCGCUCCGCCUCCGCUUCCUUCAUCAGCUGGACAGUCGAAUAUAACCGCUACGGGAUUCGGAUCUCCGCCCAAUACGCUUACCGAGCCCGUUUGGGACACCGUCAAAAGAGAUCUGUCCAGAAUUGUUAGCAAUUUGAAGUUGGUGGUUUUCCCUAAUCCCUAUAGAGAAGAUCCGGGGAAAGCGCUUCGAGAUUGGGAUCUCUGGGGUCCUUUCUUCUUCAUUGUCUUCCUUGGUCUCACUUUGUCCUGGUCUGCUUCUGUUAAAAAGUCUGAGGUUUUUGCUGUUGCAUUCGCUCUGCUUGCCGCUGGUGCUGUCGUUCUGACAUUGAAUGUCCUGUUGCUGGGCGGUCAUAUAAUCUUUUUCCAAAGUCUCAGUCUGCUGGGUUACUGUCUAUUCCCACUUGAUGUUGGUGCCCUUAUUUGCAUGCUAAAGGACAAUGUGAUCUUGAAGGUGGUUGUGGUAUGUGUUGCACUAGCUUGGAGCUCUUGGGCUGCAUACCCCUUCAUGAGUACCGCUGUGAACCCUAGGAGGAAAGCUCUUGCCCUGUAUCCUGUAGUACUCAUGUAUGUAUCUGUUGGAUUUCUCAUUAUUGCCAUUGAUUGAUGUCAGUCAUACCUAUUAUAUUAAAGUUGUAUCCAGCUUGAUAGAAGGACAUUGAAGUGGGGAUAUAAUGUGUUGGACAUUUUGAUUACCUCAAGAAAUUUUGUUGAUAUUUUUGGUACUGUAUAUCUCACACUUUGUAUUGCUGUCCAAGAAAUGUCAUAUACAUCUAGCUAUGUCUGGUGUUAUCUUGUAAGGUUGAAAUACAGUCUUCACUGUAAAAGAGAUCUGUUAUCAGUAUGCCUUGACAAAGAGAUGUAUUAAUGGUCUCUGUAUUUCACUAUUUCAUGGAUGUCAAUGCCUUUGAGCACUAUGGUUAUGUACUAGUGUCGUUAGUGCAA